Trichoderma gamsii is the source of this 687-nucleotide messenger RNA. RefSeq lists its product as hypothetical. The transcript has 4 exons. The record is from RefSeq and is a predicted model, not a curated record. Bases 1 to 687 code for a protein of 228 amino acids. Lineage: Eukaryota; Fungi; Ascomycota; Sordariomycetes; Hypocreales; Hypocreaceae.
AUGUCUACAUCCUACACCAUCUCCAUUGAGAAUAAUCGCGGUGCAAACACCAACUAUGCGACUUUUAUAGAUUCUCCUGAGUUUACCGGUGGGCUACAGCCUUUCAUGAACGUCUGGUAUACGUCGUUUGUUCCCAAUGGUGGAAGUUUUGAACUCCGCACUGGCACGGACUUUUAUGCAUGGACUGGCACUGUGCCCACUGCACCUGCUCCAGGAGUUAUUGUAAACAGCGGCAUGAGCUUGCUGGCUCGCCUUGGCACUACUUCAGUACCUGGAAGUACCUUUGAGAAGAAAGUCAUUCAGAAUUUCCCAGUCAUCGAGGAAAUCGGUCCACCGUCUGCCGUUUCAGGCGCUUACGAGAUUAAAACCGGCAACGAUUUCACCGUGCCCAAUAACACAUAUCUCGUUGGUCUUGCAAAGGUCAAUAAUCGAGGGCAGGUUGCUCCAGUUGCAUCGGUUGCUCCAAGGAAUGACAUGAGUAUCCAGAUCACUCCGAAGAUGAAGUUCUUCAUCACCGAGAGCCAACAAGUCCCAGGCGAGAUUGUCGACCGCCAUGCUAUUACUAGAGAGGGCGCUACCAUUGACUUUAGCAGUGGUGAAGGAGAGGGAAAGUUUUAUGCACGCGUUGUUCAGGGCACUGACGGAAGAUACACCGUUGCCUACUACAGUGGAUUUGACGAUUAUUGA